AUGUCCGGAGAUGUGGACGAGAUGGGCCCUUACCACCUCAACAGACAUGCAGAGGGAGUCUGGUACUUCGAGGUGAAGCUGGGAGGCUCCAGGGCCGGCGAAGUUGCGAAGCAGCUGCCCCCAGGAAGGCCUCACCUGCGAGCCGUGCGGCUAUGUCUUUGCGAGCACCUGGAUCGGGCGGCCGGGGCUUCGGUCGCCUGGCCGCGGCCCGGCUUGCUUUGCGUCUACCUAGCGUUGGCCACAUCCCACGGCACUUCUUCGGCCACCCACUGGCUUCUCCAGGCCCAUGAAGAUGGCAGCUUGGCAGAUGCGGUGAAAGGCUCGCUCCUUCGUUCCGCCCCUCGGGGCUACGAGGUGCUGGAGAUCGAGAGCCUGAGUUUGCCCCUCGUGGUGAAGGACUUCUGGGUCAACGUGGCAGAGGAUGUGCUGGACUUGGGGGUGGAGCUAAGUGGGGCACCGCUUCACGAGGCCUCCAUCGUGCGGGCCUUCCUGGGUGGCCUGGUUUGGGGGCAUGGCCUGCAAGCCCGUGACCUGCUCGUCUGGAUCGAGGGCCGGCCGACCGCCGAGAUGUCCCCCGAGGAGGUGUCGGAGGAGCUGAGAGCAGUUCGGCCUCUUCGCUUGGGCUUCGUGCGCCUGGCCUCUGAAGGCUUCGAGGUGCGUGCGGCGACGCCUGGCACGGUGAGGUCGCCGGGCCCCGAUCUGAACGCGGUCGACCAGGAGCUGCAGGAGCUUCGGGAGCGACGUCAGCACUUGCAGCAGCUGCAGCAGAAGCUUGUGGAGGUGCAGAAGGAUAUCAGCAGAGUUCGCAGCACCACGCUUUUCCAGAUCCGCUUCAGCAACAUGGCGGCUCCCCGCAGACAUUCCCGGGAGCAGGGCUCGCAACUGAAGCUGGACUUGGUGGACCUGGCGGUGUGGGUGCGACACAGGAAGGAUAUCAGCAGGGCUCGCAGCACCACACUUUCCCAGAUCCGCUUCAGCAAUAUGGCGGCUCCCCGCAGACAUUCCCGGGAGCAGGGCUCGCAACUGAAGCUGGACUUGGUGGACCUGGCGGUGUGGGUGCGACACAGGAAGCAUAUCAGCAGGGCUCGCAGCACCACACUUUCCCAGAUCCGCUUCAGCAAUAUGGCGGCUCCCCGCAGACAUUCCCGGGAGCAGGGCUCGCAACUGAAGCUGGACUUGGUGGACCUGGCGGUGUGGGUGCGACAUCCGCAAUGGAAGGAUAUCAGCAGAGUUCGCAGCACCACGCUUUUCCAGAUCCGCUUCAGCAACAUGGCGGCUCCCCGCAUACAUUCCCUGGAGCAGGGCUCGCAACUGAAGCUGGACUUGGUGGACCUGGCGGUGUGGGUGCGCCCGCAGCCCCUGUCGCAGGAAGGACAUCAGCAGGGCUCGCAGCACCACACUUUCCCAGAUCCGCUUCAGCAACAUGGCGGCUCCCCGCAGACAUUCCCGGGAGCAGGGCUCGCAACUGAAGCUGGACUGGGUGGACCUGGCGGUGUGGGUGCGACACAGGUCGGGCCCGGCCAAUCCGAUCCCGGAAGCUUUCUCGGGGGUCUGGACGCCGGAUCCGCUGCUUUGGUCCAGGGCUCUCAUGAAGCCAUGGAGGCCUUGAGAAGCCAAGCUGAAGGGUUGGGGGUGGAGGUGCUUCAAGGCUCUGCUGAGGGCAGCACCUUGGAGGAGGUCGCGGAGCUGCAGAAGCCUGGGGAGGAGCGGGAGGAGCAGGCGCUGGAGUCGAAGGAGCCAGGGCCUGCGGAGAGCUCCGAAGCUGAGUUGAGGGCCAUGUGCGAGAAGCAGGAGCAGGAGGUGUUGCUGCCUGCCCUGGCCCAGGCCAAAGCGGAGUCAGAAGAAGCCGCAGCGCGUGGCUUCUACGCCCGAGAGGCGGCGAUGGAGGAGGUGGCGGGGCAGCUGCAAGAGGUCCGUGAGGAGAAGGCGCAAGCCGCGGCAGCCUCCGAGGAGGCGGAAGCUCGCACCUGGAUGCGUGAGGCCGAGUUGCAGGCGCGCUACGACACUCAGGAGGAGGAAGUGCUGCUCCCUGCCAUAGCCGCAGCCAGAGCUGAGAAGGAGGAAGCUGCAGCACGUGGGUUCUAUGCACGGGAGGCUGCAAUGGAGGAGGUGGCCACGGAACUGCAGAGGAUCCGGGAAGAGCAGACCCAAGCGGCAGUAGCUUCAGACGAGGCGGAAGAGAAGCUGGAAAUGGCCAAGGCCAGGGAAAAAGUAACCGGAGAGUGCGAAGAGGCGGCAGCAAAGGAGGUGAAGAAUUGGGAGGAGUUGCUUCAGCAGCGCGAGAAAGAGAUCCUGUCCCAGAGUGAGAUGCGUGAUCGGGAACGUGAGGCCGAGUUGCAAGCCCGGUACGAGAAGAAGGAGAGGGAGGUUUUGCUCCCUGCCGUGGCCGCGGCCAAAGCUGAGUCAGAAGAAGCCGCAGCACGUGGCUUCUAUGCCCGAGAGGCAGCGAUGGAGGAGGUGGCAGGCGAGCUCCGUAAGUUCCGGGAAGAGCAGAGCCACGCCAUCCUGACCCGUGAGGAGGCGCAGGAAGCGAUUGCCAAGGCCGUCCGCCAAGAGAGCCUCACGCGCCAAAUGGAGAACCAGGCGGCGUUGGAGGUGUCGAAGUGGGAAGCUGAGCUGGCGGCGCGGGAGCAGAGUCUCCGAAGUCAGCAGCAGCACCGAGAGCGGGAGUACUUGGGAGAGGCAAAGACAGAGCAGCAGCUGGCCUCCGCCCUUCGAGUGCGGGAGUUGGCCCUGAGUGCCGGCGAGGAGGACCUGCGUGCCAAGCUGCGCAGCCGGGAGCACGUGAUCUUGCAGGAGCAGCGCGAGAUGGAGGGCCUGGAGCGGCGCGCUGAGGAGAUGAUGGCCUUGGCCCAGAAACGGCGCCAGCAGCUGCUGGUGGAGGAGCAGAAGGAGGCGGAAGCCCUGGAGCUGAGGGCCCGGGAGCAGGCGCGGGAGCUCCUGGCCCGCGCGGAGGCGCAGCGCGACGCGCUGCAGGGCGAGGCCCGGAGCGAGGCGCAGCAGGGCCUGGAGGCUGCCGAGCAGCGCGCCCAGGAGCUGCUGCAGGGCGCGGAGGAGCGGCGGGAGCAGGUGGUGCUGGAGGAGCAGAGGGAGUUGGAAGCCAUGGAGAAGCAAGUCGAGGAGCUGACGGCGGAGAAGCAUGCGCAGGCUGUGUUCCUUGCUGGCAAGAUCUGGAAGGCAGAUCUUCGUGGCCUGGGACGGUCGUGCAUCCGGUUCUGCCUUCCCGACGGUGGCUCCCCCAUCCCUGCGCCAGCCGCCGCGGGCCUCGACCCGGAUGAAGCAGGCGCCGUCUCGUCUGCCCUCUACACCAUGCGGCAGGACUGCGAGGAUGUGGCGGAUGCGUAUGUCAUGGAGACCGUGCUGCAGGCCUUCCCCAAGCCAGACGGCCCAAGAUUGGGCCUCAUCGUGGUGCUCCAUUUCUGCACGGAGCUCGGGCCGCAGGGGCCCAGCACAGGGGAGGACGUUCUGGCGUCGCUGGAGUCCAUGGAGGAGGGCGUCCUCCAGACCCGGCGAUCUUUGCGGCUGGUUCGGUCCGCCCAUGGACUCGUGAGCUCAGGUGGCGCCUUGGUCUUCAUCCUCCCUGACAAGGAGGCGGACAGCAGGCUACAGUCCCUUUACGCGGCGGCGCAGAAGACUUCGCGCAUCGUCGACCAGAAUCCCUUGAAGCAGGAGGAUGGCUCCCCGUGUACCUUCGCGCUGCAGUGCUGCGACGAGGGGCCCCGGGUGAGCGCGAAGCUGAUCUUCGCUUGGCUCCAGGAGCUCGGAAGGACGCCCGCUGCAAGCUGGGCUUUGCUGGGAGCAGGCUCUGUGGUGAGCCUGGAGCCUCGGUAG
Molecule: messenger RNA, 3831 nt
Organism: Symbiodinium natans
Lineage: Eukaryota; Dinophyceae; Suessiales; Symbiodiniaceae
Source: the annotation of a GenBank genome assembly